GUCAACCUUGCUUUGCCGUUCGCGAACUCCGGGCUGGCCGGCCAUCGGAAAGGACCUCUCUCUCCCCUACCGGAGUCGCGGGAAUCCAACAACCCGCGGCGAGAGCGAGCGAGCGAGCAGUAAUAUACCAAACCCAGACCAAGCCAACACCCAACGCGCGCCAUCGCAUAUAUACCGUCCGUGCGUGCUCCCACUUCCAACUUACAACUUACGCGCGCUGCCUUCGUCUCCACGACGGCGCGCGACCACCUCCUCCUACCCCCAUCCUUCUCGCUCACAAGAAUUAGUCUCGCCAGCUAGCUCGCCGCCGGAGAUGGCAGACUCGUCGCCGCUUCUGUCGGCGGAGGAGAAACCGGAGCUGCGCCACGGCGAUGUGUUCGUGAUCGCCCUCCCGGACCACCACGACCACGCACACGACGGGCCGUCGCCGUCCAGGGGGACCGCUGCGUGGAGGGCGGUGAUGGUGCUCGCGGCGCUCGCGCUGGCUGGGCACUGCUACCGCCUGCACUACUACUCCCCCGAGGUGGCCGCCCGGCUCUGGGGGGGAGGCUGGAGAUGGAGCGCGGAGGGCGCCUCGUCGUCGUCCUUCCUGCUGCCGCUCUACCCCAAGAAGGCCGGCGCCGGCGACGGCGUCAAGGCUUCCACGCCGGCGGUCCCGGAGAGGCGGUACUACACUUCGAUAAACAUCGGCAAUCCUGCGAGACCCUACUUUCUCGACGUUGACACCGGGACUGACCUGACAUGGAUCCAGUGCGACACACCGUGCACCAACUGCACAAAGGGGCCUCAUCCUUUGUAUAAGCCUUUGGAAGGGAACAUGGUUCACCCCAAGGACUCACUAUGCCAGGAACUGCAAGGCAACCAGAAUUACUGCGACACUUGCAAACAAUGUGAAUACGAGAUCGCAUAUGCGGAUCGAAGCUCCUCUGCCGGCGUGCUUGCAAGAGAUAGUAUGCAACUGAUCACUGCAGAUGCUGAAAGGGAAAAUGUGCCCUUUGUGUUCGGGUGUGCAUAUGACCAGCAAGGAAAGCUUUUGGACUCAACAGCAGGUACUGAUGGAGUCCUUGGCCUUAGCAAUGGGGCAAUAAGCCUUCCUACCCAGCUGGCCAACCAAGGGAUUAUUUCCAAUGUUUUUGGCCAUUGUAUCCCUGCGAAUCCCACAAGUAGUGGCUAUAUGUUCCUUGGUGACGAGUACAUUCCCAGAUGGGGAAUGACAUGGGUUCCCAUCCGGAAUGGUCCAGAGAACGUGUACAGCACAGUAGUCCAGAAAGUAAACUAUGGGGGUCAGGAGCUUAAUGUGCGGCGGCAGGCAGGGAAACUGACUCAGGUGAUCUUUGAUAGCGGGAGCUCGUACACCUAUUUCCCACGUGAAAUAUACAGAAACCUGAUUGCUUCGCUUGAAGACGUCUCGCCAGGAUUUGUACAUGAUGAUUCAGAUCAAACACUACCUUUCUGCAUGAAACCUAAUUUCCCAGUGAGGUCUGUAGAUGAUGUGAAGGAACUGUUCAAGCCCUUGGAACUGCAAUUCCGGAAAAGAUGGUUCGUGAUCCCAAGAACAUUCACAAUUUCUCCUGAAAACUAUUUGAUCAUCAGUGAGAAAGGAAAUGUCUGCCUAGGGGUGCUUGAUGGAACAGAGAUUGGCCACAGAUCAACAAUAAUAAUUGGAGACGCCUCUCUCCGUGGGAAGUUGGUUGUGUAUGACAAUGACGAGAAUCAGAUGGGAUGGGUUCAGUCGGACUGCACCAGGCCACAGAAAGAAAGCAGAGUUCCUUCCUUCCUUUCAAGAGCAUUGCACAGUCAACUUCUUUAAAUGUCACAGACAGAUCACAAGCGAAUUCGUCUGACCAUGCACAGAUGUGCUCGUCUUCUCGACUCGCAAUUCUGCAUCUGAAGUUGCCAUAAUCAUAUAAUGGAUAUAGUUAAACAGGGGAUAGGAAAACAAAAAGGAAAGAGAGGUGAAUAUAUAUAGCCUGUAGCUUAGUACCUUUAAUUUUUCUCUUAUGUAUAUAUACCAGAGAAGUGGAGUUAUGUACACCUGUAUGUUGUAGAGUAUAUCUCAUCCACUUGUAAGACUAAGGGGUGAAGCAUAUCAAUGAAAAUUGAGUAGAAAUGUGAUUGCUGA
This is a messenger RNA of Lolium perenne, 2122 nucleotides long. RefSeq names its product aspartyl protease APCB1. Gene Ontology annotation, molecular function: aspartic-type endopeptidase activity. Gene Ontology annotation, biological process: proteolysis. Lineage: Eukaryota; Viridiplantae; Streptophyta; Magnoliopsida; Poales; Poaceae. The record is from RefSeq and is a predicted model, not a curated record.